ACUGUUUUCAGCAAGUUAACCACUACUCCAACAUGAAAUUCAUCAUCCUCGCCGCCCUUUUCGCUGUCGCUGCCGCCGAUUCUUACAGGUCAGCCGAAUACGCUCCCAAGUACGAAGCUCCGGCAUACAAAUCUACAUAUGAAGCCAAAUACGAGACUCCCCAACCUUACGACUUCAGCUGGGCCGUCAAUGAUUACUACAACGACUACGAACACUCUGAGAAGAGUGUCGACGGCAAUGUCGUAACCGGAUCAUACCGCGUCGUCCUUCCCGACGGCCGCACCCAAAUUGUCACCUACAAGGCCGACAGCUACGGAUAUGUCGCCGACGUCAAGUACACCGGUGAAGCCAAGUAUCCCGAAUACGUCGCAUCCAACUACAAAGCUACCACCUACUCCGCCCCAGCUUACAAACCCACCGCUCCCACCUACUCCGCCCCAACUUACAAGCCCACUGCUCCCACUUACACCGCUCCCACAUACUCUGCCCCGGCCCCGGCUUACACCGCCACUCCGGUCUACAAAGCCCCCGCAGUCCAGCCCCAGUACUAAAUUGAAAGUUGAUUCAAACCACUGAAAUGUCUGUAUCUAAACUUAUUAUUUAAUAAAAAAAAUUCAGUUAGA
Molecule: messenger RNA, 623 nt
Organism: Daphnia pulex (common water flea)
Lineage: Eukaryota; Metazoa; Arthropoda; Branchiopoda; Diplostraca; Daphniidae
Product: cuticle protein 19.8-like
Exons: 3
Coding region: 33-551 (172 amino acids)
Cellular component (GO): extracellular matrix
Source: RefSeq, a predicted model, not a curated record